AUGGAUCAUAAACUUAAAUCUUUUAUUUACACAAGUAUACCUGAUUAUUAUGUAGUAGAGAGAAUAUAUAGCUUUGUUGUUAAAGCAAGGCUGUCUUUAUGUAUUUUAUUUAAUGCUAAAUAUAUUUAUGAUAAAUACACUACAAGACAAAAUAUUUAUGAUUAUCCUUCUACUGAACAUUACAGUACAUCCACUAAUUAUAAAUGUAAUGUAGAAUACGAUAGAUAUUUAUUGUUUAUCUGUUCUACUAUUAUUUCUUCUAAAAUAUAUUUGGAUUGUUCUUUUACAAAUGAUUCAUGGACAGAGAUAUGUCACUUUCCUGUUCUCUACAUUAAUAAAGUGGAAUAUAAAAUUCUUAAAGAAUUGGAUUAUAAUGUAUUUAUGCCAUAUGAAAAUUUAGAAAUGCUUUAUAGAGAAUAUGGGGAAAAAUUAGAACUACACAAUGAAGAAAAAAGGAAAAAGAGAACACUGCGAAGAUUUCUUAAUUUAUUUAUUUGUAUGUAA
Molecule: messenger RNA, 504 nt
Organism: Vairimorpha ceranae
Lineage: Eukaryota; Fungi; Microsporidia; Nosematidae
Exons: 1
Coding region: 1-504 (167 amino acids)
Source: RefSeq, a predicted model, not a curated record